GGUUGUUUUUCUGCAAAAAUCCAAAUUGAUUUGAAAAGGGCCCCGUUUGAAAUAGAUGCACAGGUUUGACCGCUCAUCAGGGGCGAAAGUCAGGUUUGUUCACAACAAGCUGGAGCUCCAGGAGACUGUAUGGAGCCAUUUUUCAGCCGUCCAUAUCUACUUGAGUUGUUCAGCAUCGUGCUGCAACACAGUUUUACUGUGAGGAAACUUCGUCUGACUUCCCAUCAGCACGGGAGUGAGUGGAUGACUGAAUAUAAAUUUGCGGUUUUGAGACCCGCCCCUGACGAACAGCUGGGUGGAUCAGGUCUGAGAUCCUCCCCGCGCACGAUCUGUGCAGCUGGAGCCGGAGGAGGCGCACAUGUGGCCCGGGCUCACACCGGGAUGUGGACGGGAUUCAACCCGGACCUCCUCCGUCGGUGUGCGUGAAAGUCACAUGGGAACGUGAACACUUGUUGAAUCACAGGAGGACGUGAAGUUUGACAAGUUUAAAGACAAAUGCAAUGAUUAACUCUCCGACAGACAGACAGACAGAGGUUCCUCCAGCUGAGUCGCUGGUAGCGUGUUGAGGACAGUGAAUGAGCAGAGCUGCAGGGACCGGUUGGUGUCGAUGGAGCGAAGCCCGGCUGUGGUGUGGACCUGCCUGCUGGGGGCCGGACUCAUUCUGGUCUUGCCUCCGGCCUUCUCCAUGACAACCUCCAGGGCCGCUCCCCAACCCCUGCAGCUCCACAGAUGCGUGUUUCAUCAUCGAGCCAACGUCACCUGUUACUGGGAAGCCGGCGACGCCAACGCGAGGCGCUACACGCUGAACGUCCUGAGGAUUCCUUCACUCUCCAAUAAAACGACUCUGUUCUCCUGCACAACAUCCAACACGAGCUGCACGGCACUGACAAAUUCAUCUGUGAGGUUUGACUUCUGCAUCAACGUCACGGCACAAGCUCACAGCCAGGACGCACCCCCAGAAAAUCGCUGUCAGUCUGGCAUGAUUGAAGUGAAACUGACUCCAGUGACGGUGAAAAGCGUGAAGCCAGUCAGAGGGAAACCUCGGUGUCUGGAAGUCACCUGGAAAACGGUGACUGACUUUCCUGUGUCUGACCACGAAGUGACAGCUGGAAAGCUGAAAUCACAAAUCGAGUUGACAUCGCAGGGGCAGUCUGAUGUUCAGGUGGAAAAUGUGAGUGUGAGGAGCUUCAGCUUCCUGGCUUGUCCUAGAAACCUCAGACCUGACACCUCGUACACCGUCAGGCUUCGUCACAGUUACCGUGACGCGAACAGGAGUCCGUGGAGCCGGUGGAGCAAUGCCUGCGAGGGAAGGACAGCAGAGGACGCUCCGUCUGCAGCACCACGAUUCUGGAGGCGAGUGGACCGAACAGAAAAGGACGCUUCGAGGCUCGUUUCACUGCUCUGGAAGCCCUUGCCUCGCUCUCUCGCUAACGGCAGAGUUCUCUUCUACAAUGUGACUUGUCGGACGGAGAGCGCUCGGAUCCUGAAUGAUCGUGGCAGCUGCAGAGAUUUACUCAAUACGAGUACUUCCUGCAGCCUGCGUCUGCCCGCCGGACGAUGCUCCUGCACUCUGACGGCCUCCACCUCUGCAGGGACCUCGCCAGAAGCCCAGAUAUGGCUCCUCGGAGCGUCAGAGACAGAGACGCAGCUCCAGAUGAACAUCACCGCGACUCCGCUGAGUGACAGCAGCUUGGACAUUCGCUGGACGGCUCCAGCUGAUCGGGCGACGGGUGGAUUUGUGGUGGAGUGGUUCCCCGUCAGAGAUAAACCCAGCAGCGCCCUACACUGGGAAAGGCUGAGUAGUUCCUGUCGAGCGCUGGUCAUCACGGAGGGAGUGGAGCCGAAGGUGCGUUACGUUGUUUCUGUCAAAGCUCUGCAUGAUGAAAGAGUGGUGGGGCAGAACCAGACGGUCAUCUAUACACGCCAAGGAACACCCUCAGCUGGUCCUACAGUGAAGCUGGAGAAGAUCUCCGGCAGCGCGGUGGCCCUCAGCUGGGACCCCGUACCUGUGGAGCUGCUUCACGGCUUCAUUCGGAACUACACCGUCUCCUACUCGACAGGGAACCGAUCAGUCAUGAUCUCUCUGCCUGCUGACACUCGACUUUACACCCUGAAGAAUCUGUCGCCGGGUGACUACAACAUCUGCGUGCAGGCCGUCACCGACGCCGGAGCCGGAGCUGGAUCCAACAGAUACAUGCACAUAGCCUCUGAGGACAUCUCGAUGCUGAUGCUCGCCCUCCCGCCUCUCAUGCUGACUCCACUGGCUCUGGUUCUGAUCGCCUGCGUGGCGAAGAGUACGAUAAUGAAGCAGAAGCUGUGUGGAUAUGUUCCUGAUCCCUCCAAUAGCAGCUUGGCCAACUGGAUGCCGAAAAUCUCAUCGGAGAAGCAGCCUGUCCUGGCAGAGAAGAUCGGUGUCAAAUACUCUGAGCUCAUUCUGUGUAAAGACGAGCCGCAGCCCUCCAGCACAGAGCAGGACCUCUCCUAUCAGGGCCUCUGUGCUCUCCAAACAUACUCCACUCACUGCUGCUACCCUCCGAUCCCAGUCUCUGGCACUCCGACGCCUCAGAACACCAUCAGUUUUGAGUGCAUCCAAAAUGCAACCAGAGCCAGGACCACGUCCAACACCGAUCUCUCCUCCUACUCCAAAAUCCUCUUCUCACAGAAUCCCAGAGUUCCCCCCACACCGCUCCAGUCCACCUCCUAUCUCCCGUCCAGUCACUGGCAGCACAGCGCCGUCAGCGUCAGUGACGCUAAGCUGCCGCCAGGUGGAGACGGCGAGCUGUCUGUGUCUCUGCAGGACAGGGUGGCCAGGUUCUGGUCCCCUCUGUCCCAAACAGAUGAGCUGAAAUCCGUCAGUGAUUUGCUGAGGCAGCAUCAGAGCCCCGUCUCCGUCUGCGACUUCAGCAUCGUCUUCCACUCGUCUCACCGAGCCGAGACCACGUCAUCCCAGAACCCCUUAUCUCAAAGCCACUACAGCUCAGUCCCGUCACUCCAGCUGAACACAACCCAUCGCCCGGAUGCUCUUUCUGACACUCUGACUACGCUGUACUCACCUGUCCCUGACCUCCCCCCACCCAUUUUUGUGGACUUCUCCUACUGUCGUCUGGACUGUGAACCUUGAAUCCCCCCCCUCAAUGUCUAGUUUCAUGCCAGGGAAAUAAAGCUUGAUGAAGGGUUCUCAGUCAUCCAGGUCAGGGUGAUUCUGGGUGCUGUAUGGUAGGCACCUAGAAUCUUCUUCACUUCUAACAAACCAGAGGGGAGCUGCAGACUUUUAAACUUCCGUGUGGAGAAGACAGGUGGUUUGAAAGAGGAGUAAAGGAAUCCGUCUGUCAAACUGAACAGAGGAAGUGGCCCAAGACAUGAAGACUUAUCACCCUUAAUAAUUCAUGUCCAUAAAAAUACCCAGACGCACCUUUUUAUCAUGUUUACUGUUUUAUCGGUCCUCUCACUGAACUUUGAUCUCUGCUCUGAAAUCUGCUCUGUUUUGACAUGAGAAAGUAUGAACUUUACCAGGAUAUGGACACUUUUUGAAGACACUGUACUCUUUGUGUUUGAUGUACUAUUUUUGUGUACAAUUUUGAUUGACUGUGAAGGUUAAAUACUGUGUUUUGAAUGUAAUAAUUGGUACGUGUGCUGUGCAGUGUGUUUGAUCCAAAUACUGAGAAUGUGAAUAAGCGAGAAAACACCGCCUGCAACACCGUACGCGUGCGCCGAUGUUUGAGUUUGAUCUCGCUUUGUGUAGCGCAGCUUUUAUUCUACAAAUGUGAUGCAGUGAAAAGCAAUUUCAGAUGUUCAUGAAGGCCUUUGCUUUCAGUUAAUUACGUGUGUGUGUGUGUGUGUGUGAAUUGUCAGUGGGUAUGGAAAAAAACACCCAAAACAUUUUAUGGAACGAGGCCUUUAACUCUGAACUAACACUGCAAACAAAGACUGACUAGAUCACGUGACAGUUUACAGAAUUUUUUUCCAGGACAUUUUUCACACACCGUCUUUCUCACCUCAGCUCAUCUCAGAUUCAGACCUCUUAAAAAAGCCAAAACGCUGCUGACUGGAAUCGAUCCGUACAAUGAGCCAGCUUUGUCGCAGUGUGUGUGUGUGUGUGUGUGUGUGUGUGUGUGUGUGUGUUUGUAUGUGUUUACUUCAGAGUUGAAGCUCUUUUGUGGUUUUGCACAUUAUUUGUACAGCGUGUUGGAGUAUUUACAUUUGCAGAAUAAAAACAGCGGAUGUGCCGUGUGAUGACAAAAGAUUUUGAUUUCAUAAUUUUUUUGUGUUGCGUGAUGUGAGGCAGAUAAGUGAAGCUGCUGUGGGAAAAACGAGGCCUUUGAGUAUGGAAGACCACUUCUGCCAAAAACAGAUGACAAGAAUAAACUUUAUUUCUAUUUCUGUUUGUAAACAGCAGAUACAAUCACUGAUGAUGAUGAGCAGAAAACUAAAUAAAAAAAGUUGUAAAAUGUUACAUGGCAUGACUAAAAUCAUGACCAGGCAACUUUACAAAUGAUGGUAAAUUACACAUGAUAAAGAAAACUGAGACUACUCACUAAGUCAAAGCUCUUAGUGGACAAAUGAAAUAAUAAAAAUGAUAAUAAUAACUUUUAUUUUGUGUAAAGAUGGACGUUACGAAGUGUUAAAGUAAAAGCAGAAUACAGAGUGAAAGAAUCCUGGAUGAGAAACUGGAACAAAAACGUAAAAUGUAAAACAAAAAAUGUCAACAUGAUAAAAAAGAUACCCACCCCCA
Molecule: messenger RNA, 4732 nt
Organism: Acanthopagrus latus (yellowfin seabream)
Lineage: Eukaryota; Metazoa; Chordata; Actinopteri; Spariformes; Sparidae
Product: interleukin-6 receptor subunit beta
Exons: 16
Coding region: 608-3121 (837 amino acids)
Biological process (GO): cytokine-mediated signaling pathway
Cellular component (GO): signaling receptor complex; external side of plasma membrane
Molecular function (GO): cytokine receptor activity; cytokine binding
Source: RefSeq, a predicted model, not a curated record